CCUUCAUUCCACCUGAGCUCUGGGAGAAACUUGUUUCCAAGGCAAAUGAGAUGAACGCCAUAGAGUUCAGAGUGAAGUUUGUGGUCAGCUCAGACACCACAGUGAGUUUGUUUGGUCGUGCUGAAGAAGUUGAACAGUUAAAAGAAGUGAUCAGUCAGUUUGUUUUGGACCAGGUGAGCAUCAGGGGGAAAAUCACUCUUCCCUUCCCCGAGUUACUGCAAGACCUACCAGACCUGCUGCAACUACACAACAUAGACUUAGCAGGAGUCACCUUCCAUCCUGUCUCAUCGUCAGCUAAGCCCACAGUAGAACUUGAAGGUCCGUCCAGCAAAGUGAAUGAGGUCGAGAGCAGGGUCAACUCUUUUCUGGACUCUCUGGUUCAGAACAAAGUCAUCAUCAAGCUUCCUGGGGCAGUGCGAUACUUUGAUUCUAUCUCUGGAAAGCAGAGCAUGUCACAGGUCGCUCGUUCUCACAAGAGUCUCAUUCAUCUUGAAGAACAACUUCACACCCACAGACAGGAUAUGGGAGUUGCCAAAUACAGGCUUCAGGAUGGCCUGGAGGUCCUGGUGUGUGAGGGGGACAUUACGAAACAGUAUGCUGAUGCCUUGGUGAAUGCUGCCAACAAAUAUCUGGACCAUGGUGGAGGUGUUGCAGCUGCACUCAGCAAAGCCGGCGGGCCUCAGGUGCAGAAGGAGUGCAAAGAUAUCAUUAAAACUAAAGGCAAACUUACUGUUAGCGAGGUGGUGGUGACCACAGGAGGAAACCUAAAAUGCAAGAAGCUACUGCAUGCUGUUGGGCCAAAGGCUGAAAAAGAUGGAGGCAAAGAAAGACUCUUACUAGAACAUACUGUCAAAAAUGUUCUAGAUUUAGCAGAAAGUAUGAACCUCAGCUCCAUCGCCAUGCCGUGCAUCAGCUCAGGGCGGUUUGGUGUCCCUAUUGCAGUGUGCUCUGAAGCUAUUGUUAAUGCUGUUAGGGAGUUCGGAAGUCAGGAUGGACGGAGUCUGAGAAAGAUCAUUCUGAUAGAUGUCAAAGGGGACGUGGUGAAGGCCAUGCAGUCGGCAUGUGACAGGCUCCUCAGAGGAGCUGGAGAAAGUAGAGAAACUGGACUGGGUGCUGCAGGAGGAGAUGCCGGAUCUGCUGUCCAUGUUGAGAUCGUUCAGGGAAACAUUGAGACCCUGCAGGUGGACGCCCUUGUGUCUCCAAUGCUUGGCCACGAUCCACUCUCUACCCACACUGGAAAUUGUCUACUGACUAUUACAGGAUCUGAAAUGACCACAAAAUUUUAUCAGGUUGUCAAACAAAAAACUCAACCUGGGGAAACAGUACUGGUAGAAAACCUGCCUGCUCUCAAAUGCAAGGCAGUUUUUUUCCUCAAACAAAUUCGUUGGGAUAACAACAAAAAAGGAAAUGCAGUCCAGGUAAGCACAAUGCUGUAAUGAACUUUGAUUCAAAGAUGAUUUUUGAAAUGGGCUCUUGCGCUUCUCAGGUUUUGAGGCAUGGCAUCAGACAAAUCCUGUCCUCCUGUGACUCCAGAGGGUAUAGCUCUGUGGCUCUGCCCCUCCUUGACAUUGGAGUUGUCCUGGGUUUCCCUCACAGCGUUGCAUCUGUGGUUCUUCAGGAAGAGAUCAGUGCCUUUGAACAGAGCAGACAAAGCACAUCGUCUUUCUUAGUGCAGAUUGUGAUUCAUCCCAAUGAUAAAGAAUUGAAAAAGGUCCAUGAAAUAUGUACUAUUACAUUUUUUUGUAAAAUCCACGUUACAGAAUGAAUGUCUCUCUUAUUUUUUGUUGGACUUUUGACCUGUAAAAAACACUUUUUACUGCCCCUUUGCAGGCCAUUCAGUCUCUCCAAGAUUCUUUUCAAAUCAAAGGAUUUUGUGAGGAUGCAGCUCAAGGUUGGUCUUUUUUUUUACACUUUUCUCUCAGUUUUGCUCUUAAGCUUCUUAGUUUUAGAAAACAGUUUUUUGAGUAAAAAGUAAUAUUAGGCAGCAAAUGACCUGAUAACUGUAACCUCACUUAUAAUAAUAAAAAAUAAAUAAAAUAAAAAUUACAAAAGCAAGUUAAGAUAAAAAAAAAAAAUAGAGAAGAGAUUAUGACACUUAAAACUGUUAACUUAAACAGAAUAUUGAUAUUUAGCUUAACAUCUGUGUUUGGUUGGAAACGGACUGAAGAAGCAAAGCCUGAAAACUGCACCUGGCUUACAUAAAAAAAAAAAAAAAAGUUUUAACUUAAUUAACAGAAGAAAAAGCAAGAAAGAUGAAAAGCUGCAUUCCUACUUCCUUAUUCUCAAGCUACGUUCACACAGCCAUUGCCAAUGCAUGUUGAAUUAGACACUUCCAAUGAAAAGUUUAAGUAAAAACGUGUUUUGGGCAUUCACUUUCAAACUUACCUACUCAAGUUUCUACAACAAUGUAUGAGCUCUAUGUACAAAACGUGCAGCCAUUUAACUCACAUUGAACGUUAAACAAGGUUAAAUUUUGACCUAUCAGAUGCUUCGAUUUGGCUAGGGAUGGGCAAUAUAUUGGAGCCAGUAUCAGUAUUGGCCGAUAUUUGCAUAAUUUGAGAUUAUUGAUAUCAGUCCAAUGCGAAAAAUUCAACCAAUAUAUCCCACCAAUAUUUCUAUUUUAUUAUGGUUACAGCAAGAGGAGGGCUCUGUUUUGCAUAGGUUUGCUCCCCCUCUCAUAUCCAUGUUUGCACAAGGGGGAGGGCUCCAAUCAGACUUGGGCUGUUUUUUGAAGCUAUUGACAAAAACAUUAUAUACAGUCUAUGGUUCAAGCAAAUACAAUA
Messenger RNA from Oryzias melastigma (Indian medaka), 2783 nucleotides. Its product is annotated as protein mono-ADP-ribosyltransferase PARP9-like. NCBI's taxonomy places the organism in Eukaryota, Metazoa, Chordata, Actinopteri, Beloniformes, Adrianichthyidae. Gene Ontology annotation, molecular function: transcription corepressor activity. Gene Ontology annotation, cellular component: nucleus; cytoplasm. The record is from RefSeq and is a predicted model, not a curated record. Bases 51 to 1436 code for a protein of 461 amino acids. Gene Ontology annotation, biological process: negative regulation of gene expression. The transcript is spliced from 2 exons.